GUCGCUGGUUAUGACGCUGGAGCGCCCAAUACUUGCCUUACACCUCGAUUGACCUAGUCCUGCUGUCUGUAUCUGUACCAUGAGCAAUUUCACACAGAACCCCUUUGCAUCUACUCAUUCGCUUGAUGCGAACCCCUUUGACGACCCUACGCCAUAUGCAUCAAAUUCUGUCCUUCCGAAGGACGAUAGUGCUACGAGACUCGAAGCAUUGAGCCAACGAGAACGAGACCUUGAACGACGAGAGCAAGAACUGAACCAAAAAGCAGAACAUAUCCGCAAGCAUGGUCGCAAUAACUGGCCUUUUUUCUACCCUCUCAUAUUCCACUCAAUACCUGAUGAAAUACCGGAGGCUUCAAGACCUCUCAUUACUCGCUUGUAUCAGCUAUGGCUUGUGCUUGCGGGCACUCUUGUCAUCAACAUGGUAGCUUGCAUAUUCAUCCUUGUCGCUGGGGCGGCUGGUGGCGGCAGUGAUCUGGGUUCAAGUAUAGGAUACCUUCUGGUCAUUACACCACUGUCGUUCCUGCUGUGGUACCGACCGAUAUACAAUGGCUACAUGAAGGAGCAAGCGCUCUAUUAUUACCUGUAUUUUUUCUUUGGAGGAUUCCACCUCCUUUACUCAAUCUACAUGAUUAUUGGUAUCCCUAGUACUGGCUCCGCUGGGCUUAUCCAAACGAUUCGGAUGUUCACCGGUCACCAUUGGGUAGCGGCUAUAAUCGGUAUCAUUGCAACAGUUGGGUGGGUGAUUCAAGGCUUGGGCAACGCCUUCUAUUAUCGUCAGAUUUGGGCCCACCACAAAGCAGCUGGUCAUUCCGUCGAGAAGGCAAAGACAGAGUUGGCGACGCACGGAGCGAAGGCGUACUUCACGCGAGGUUGAGCACUGUUUUACCCUUUGAUCGCGUUGUGGCUGCGUUUCGUCUUUCGCAUUUACUUAAGCUUGGAACUGUAGUGUGACUAUGUAUUCCCUUAAUUAUUUUUAGUCUGUUCUGUAUGCUACAGUACAAUGGAUGUUAUUCUGCUCACCGCUGGAUGGUUUUGGCCUCCAUUGUGGCCACCGAACAAUGGAUUUCUUUUGUUAUUGUAUGGGCGCCAAACAAUUGAAGAUUUGCUGAGGGAAAUUGAUUGGAUUACCC
This is a messenger RNA of Somion occarium, 1130 nucleotides long. The record is from the annotation of a GenBank genome assembly. NCBI's taxonomy places the organism in Eukaryota, Fungi, Basidiomycota, Agaricomycetes, Polyporales, Cerrenaceae.